GGCCCGGGGAGCCUCCAGGCGGAGAGGCUCCCGCCCGCCCGGAGCAGCGGCCUCCGCAUGGAGGGGCCGCUGGCUCCUCUAGCGGGGUCGGGGCUACUCCCGCUGCCGCUGCAGGGAGGGGGAGCCGCCGCUGUUCCGGAGCCCGGAGCCCGGCAACACCCCGGACAUGAGACGGCGGCGCAGCGGUACAGCGCCCGUCUGCUGCAGGCCGGCUACGAGCCCGAGAGCAGCAUGGCGGACUACCUGAUCAGCGGCGGCACCGGCUACGUGCCCGAGGAUGGACUCACCGCGCAGCAGCUCUUCGCCAACGCCGACGGCCUCACCUACAACGACUUCCUGAUUCUCCCAGGAUUCAUAGACUUCAUAGCUGAUGAGGUGGACCUGACUUCAGCCCUGACUCGGAAGAUCACCCUGAAGACACCGCUGAUCUCCUCCCCAAUGGACACUGUGACAGAAGCUGACAUGGCCAUUGCGAUGGCUCUGAUGGGCGGUAUUGGUUUCAUUCACCACAACUGCACCCCGGAGUUCCAGGCCAAUGAGGUGCGGAAGGUCAAGAAAUUUGAACAGGGAUUCAUCACAGACCCCGUAGUGCUAAGCCCCUCACACACUGUGGGCGACGUGUUGGAGGCCAAGAUCCGGCAUGGCUUUUCGGGCAUCCCUAUCACUGAGACAGGCACCAUGGGCAGCAAGCUGGUGGGCAUCGUAACCUCCCGAGACAUUGACUUUCUUGCCGAGAAGGACCACACCACCCUGCUUAGUGAGGUGAUGACUACGCGGAAUGAGCUGGUGGUGGCUCCAGCGGGUGUGACAUUGAAAGAGGCAAAUGAGAUCCUGCAACGCAGCAAGAAAGGGAAGCUGCCCAUUGUCAAUGAUCGUGAUGAGCUCGUGGCCAUCAUUGCCCGCACUGACCUGAAGAAGAACAGGGAUUAUCCUCUGGCCUCCAAGGAUUCCCACAAGCAGCUGCUGUGCGGGGCGGCCGUGGGCACCCGUGAGGAUGACAAGUACCGCUUGGACCUGCUCACCCAGGCAGGCGCCGAUGUCAUUGUGCUGGACUCCUCCCAAGGGAACUCUGUGUAUCAGAUCGCCAUGGUGCACUACAUCAAGCAGAAGUACCCCCAGCUCCAGGUGAUUGGGGGGAAUGUGGUGACAGCAGCUCAGGCCAAGAACUUGAUCGAUGCUGGUGUGGACGGGCUGCGUGUGGGGAUGGGCUGUGGCUCCAUCUGCAUCACCCAAGAAGUGAUGGCCUGCGGUCGGCCCCAGGGCACUGCUGUGUACAAGGUGGCCGAGUAUGCCCGGCGCUUUGGGGUGCCGGUCAUCGCUGAUGGUGGCAUCCAGACCGUGGGUCAUGUGGUCAAAGCCCUGGCCCUUGGAGCCUCCACAGUGAUGAUGGGCUCCCUGCUCGCCGCCACCACGGAGGCCCCUGGCGAGUACUUCUUCUCGGAUGGGGUGAGGCUCAAGAAAUACCGGGGCAUGGGCUCGUUGGAUGCCAUGGAGAAGAGCAGCAGCAGCCAGAAACGAUACUUCAGUGAGGGGGACAAGGUGAAGAUCGCACAGGGGGUCUCAGGCUCCAUCCAGGACAAAGGCUCCAUUCAGAAGUUCGUGCCCUACCUCAUAGCAGGUAUCCAGCACGGCUGCCAGGAUAUCGGUGCCCGUAGCCUGUCAGUCCUGCGGUCCAUGAUGUAUUCAGGGGAGCUCAAGUUUGAGAAGCGGACCAUGUCGGCUCAGAUCGAGGGUGGCGUCCAUGGCCUGCACUCUUACGAGAAGCGGCUGUACUGAGGACGGUGGUGGAAGCCGGGGCAGUGGAGGGGGUGCACCCCAGGAUGCCCCUUUGAGCACAGCCUCCCUCCAUAACUGAGUGGUCCAUAGAUUUGCACUACGGAUUCCCCAGCUCCUUUCCAGGGAGAGAGGAGGGGAGCCCCUGAGGGUCUGCGGCCCCUCCUGGCCCUCCCCUGCAGAGUCAGGACUGUUCCUGGGGCUCGGAUGCCCUGGGAGCCCCCCGGACCCCCCCUCCUCCAGUCCCCCUGAGCCUAGCCAGCCUGGGCUCUCAGGCCCUGUGCCUGCCUCAGGUCUUUCUCGCUGCAGCCUGCUCCGGCCUGGCUCCCACCCCUGGGGCAGGUGGCCCCUCCUGGCUUCUGUAGGGCACCUCCCUCCCCACUCCCCACCCCAGAAAUGGUGCUCUCCUGGCCCUGCCUCUGGCCCCUUCCUGGGCUGCUGCCCGCUCAGCCAUGUGGCACUUCUGGGCUCCUGACCUAGGCCAGAGGGAGGUCUCUGCCCCCUUCCCCUGGCCCUAGGCUCCCCAGGCCCUGCUCCUCAGGCCACUCCCCCUGUUCCUGGCCCUGGGGAGGAGGCUGCCCGUCAUUCCUGGCUCCCCGCCAUCCCCAGGUGUACCGUUCCUGCCCUCUCCUCUCAGCUGCAGUCGGAGGCUUUAACUUUGCACACUUUGGGGUCACAGUUGCGUCAUUGUAUAUUAAAUAACCUGAAUAAAUCAAGAGGUCUCAAUA
Molecule: messenger RNA, 2501 nt
Organism: Lynx canadensis (Canada lynx)
Lineage: Eukaryota; Metazoa; Chordata; Mammalia; Carnivora; Felidae
Gene: IMPDH1
Product: inosine monophosphate dehydrogenase 1
Exons: 15
Coding region: 58-1776 (572 amino acids)
Biological process (GO): GTP biosynthetic process
Cellular component (GO): cytoplasm
Molecular function (GO): IMP dehydrogenase activity
Source: RefSeq, a predicted model, not a curated record